AUGAAGCAUCAAAAAGUAAGUGUGGACUUCUGGGCCAUGUUUCAAACGAUGUUCUCGUAUGGUGUAUUGACGAUUCUAUGCUUUGUAAUGAUACGGCUUAUGCAAGCUGUUUAUUUACUACCACAAAGACUUAAAAGGCAUCAGGAGAAAAUCGAGAAUACGCUUACAGAGCUUCAGACGCGGUUUCCAGAUCUUAACAUUACGGCAAAAGAUUUGGAAAAAUUUGAAAAAGAAAUGGACGAACCAUACGACAGGGAAAUAGGAGAAGAAUGUGAUGAACUUAAUGUAGAUGCAGAAGAAGGCGAAGAUGUUAAGCCAGAAGAAAAUAAGAAAGAUGACUAAUUACUACUUUUUAGUUAGUAUAUUUGUCUAUUUCAUCAUU
Nymphalis io (European peacock) is the source of this 382-nucleotide messenger RNA. RefSeq lists its product as uncharacterized. The transcript has 2 exons. The record is from RefSeq and is a predicted model, not a curated record. The coding region runs from base 1 to 342 and encodes 113 amino acids. NCBI's taxonomy places the organism in Eukaryota, Metazoa, Arthropoda, Insecta, Lepidoptera, Nymphalidae.